Messenger RNA from Nerophis lumbriciformis (worm pipefish), 2442 nucleotides. NCBI's taxonomy places the organism in Eukaryota, Metazoa, Chordata, Actinopteri, Syngnathiformes, Syngnathidae. The record is from RefSeq and is a predicted model, not a curated record.
AUGACCCAUUCCAUUAAUGGUUACUACGACACGCAACACGUUUUGGAAUAUGCACUAGAUCGAGCUGAGUACAUUGUGGAAAGCGCUCGACAGCGCCCCGCUAGGAGACGGCUUUCCUCGGGCGGAAGGAAGAGUUUGUAUCAGAAGCUCUACGAGCUCUACGUAGAAGAAUGCGAGAAGGAGCCAGAGUUGAAGAAUUUCAGGAGGAACGUGAAACUGCUGGACAAGUUGCUGUCUCAGGAGUCUGUUUCUUGUCUGGUGGUCAACUUGUAUGCCGGCAACGACGGCUACUCGCUCAUGCUCAGGGGCAAGAAUGGAUCCGAUUCCGAAACCAUCCGACUGCCGUACGAAGAAGGAGAACUUCUGGAGUACUUGGACGCCGAGGAGUUGCCGCCCGUUCUGGUCGACCUGCUAGAAAAGUCGCAGGUGAACAUCUUCCACUGUGGCUGCGUCCUGGUGGAGGUGCGGGAUUACCGGCAGUGCGGCAACACCAAGAUGCCGUCGUACCAGAGCAGACACGUGCUGCUCAGGCCCACCAUGCAGACUCUGGUUUGUGACGUCCACGCCAUGACCAGCGACCAUCACAAGUGGACGCAGGAUGACAAGUUGCAGCUGGAGAGCCAGCUGAUCCUGGCCACGGCCGAGCCCCUGUGCCUGGACCCGUCCAUCUCGGUCACUUGCGCCGCCAACCGGCUGCUCUACAACAAACAAAAAAUGAACACUCGCGCCAUGAAACGGUGUUUCAAGAGGCACUCGCGGGCGGCGCUGAACCGCCAGCAGGAGCUGUCGCAGCUGCCCGUGCCGCGCCAACUGCGCCUCUACGACUACCUGCAAAAGCGCAAGGAGAGGAAAGCCGCUCCCGUCAUCGACUUGAAGAUCUCCAAAAUCGGAAACUGUGUGGACAUGUGGCGCCAAAACAGCUGCCAGCUCAGCGUUCCCAAAGAAAUCGACGUGGAGAAAUACGCCGUGGUAGAGAAAUCCAUACAGCUGGAAGAUUCUCAGCCCCCUUCUGUCAUCUGGCCCGCCGAGGAGACGGUGGACGACUACACCUUCGAAUGCGAGGUGGGGGGUCAGGCCCAGAGGACCAAGGUGUCCGUUUUCCAGUCGCCGGGUGACCCGCUGGUAUACGGCAAGAUCUACUGCACCAAAGACGUCAGAGCCGAGGAAGACGGCGCGGACCUGAAGCUCACGCAUCCCCCGUUCCUCAUCGGCUCCAAGACGGACGCCGAGCGGUUCCUGGCGCAGUACAAAUGCGUGUACGAGAGGGAUGUCAAGUGUCAGGUCAAGAUGUCCCACAAUUCUGGCAGCCUGGGGCCGCCGCCCGCUUCCCCCGACAAGGACGAGGGCGACGGCUUUUCUCCGCCGGUCCAGAUGUCCUCGUUGGGCAAAGUGGCGAAGCACCGGCCGCAGCCCGUCAAAAUUCCGCCGGGAUCCUCCUCAGGUAACCCGUACAGUUCCCAGACCGCGAGCGGACUUCUCAAGUGUCCGACGCCACCGCCCCCCGCCAAGGGCCAGCAGCCUCUGAACAGGAAACACUCCGUGGAGCUAGGACAGGCGGGCCUGCUGUCCCCUGCCUCGCUUUCGCCCAUGAGCUCUGCGCAGAGAUCGGGCACCCCCAAGCCCUCCGGCCCCGGCAACGCGCCGUGCUCGACGCCGCACCCCGCCGACUCCCUGGGGCCCCCGCCGGGAACGCCCACCCCCCCGGAGGCGCAGCCCGCCCUGCUGACGCCCUUCCCCCUCAGCCAGCCGCUGCCCGUCAUGACCAUCCCGCUGCCCGUCACCACGGGCGCCGCCUCCUCGCCGGUGGCGGCCAACCCGGCCGGCCUCAACUUCAUCAACGUGGUCAGCUCGGUCUGCAACCCCCAGACGCUGAUGGGCGGCUCCGUGCUCGGUCCCGGGCUCAACCUGAGCGGAUUCCCGCCGUCCGGGGGCCUGGUGCCCUCCGUGCAGCCCGCCGCGCAGACAGGGAGCCAUUUUGGUCUGAACAGCGGCGCCGGGCUGAGACCGCUCAACUUGCUGCAGAUCCCAACUGGUCCGCUCAUCUUCAACCCGGUGCAGCAACAGCAGUUCUCCCCGCAGAGCCGCUCGGCCGCUUCCAGCCCUCAGCAGCAGGGGGACGCGGGGGAUCAGGGCGCCGAUUCCGCUUUGGCCAACCAGCAGACGGCUGUCAUCAACUUGGGUGUGGGCGGCUUCAUGUCUUCGCAAACCGCAGUUCCCAACUUCCUGUCCGGGCUUCCGCCGCCUUCUCCGAGGCUUCGGCUGCAGCACCGGCCUCAGAUCCAAUCGCAAUUCUUGCAGCACCAAAUGCGGCGGCAAAUGGCUACGGCGGCGGCGGAGGGCCGGCGGCGUACCGCCAACCGAGCAAGAAGUAGGAGGAAGGGGAGCACGCAGCGGCCCCUCCCUAAACCUCGCCAGACGGAAACGUUGCCUGGACACGAGUGA